Molecule: messenger RNA, 2193 nt
Organism: Drosophila obscura
Lineage: Eukaryota; Metazoa; Arthropoda; Insecta; Diptera; Drosophilidae
Product: prolyl 4-hydroxylase subunit alpha-2-like
Exons: 8
Coding region: 1-1926 (641 amino acids)
Biological process (GO): peptidyl-proline hydroxylation to 4-hydroxy-L-proline
Cellular component (GO): endoplasmic reticulum
Molecular function (GO): procollagen-proline 4-dioxygenase activity; iron ion binding; protein binding
Source: RefSeq, a predicted model, not a curated record
AUGGAUUCCACGGACCAGGCACCUGAGGUGAAUGCAGAGACGUCUGAGGUGAACGCAGAGACGGCUGAGGUGAAUGCAGAGACGGCUGAGGUGCAUGGAGAGACGGCUGAAGUGAACGCAGAGAUGGCUGAGGUGCAUGGAGAGACGGCUGAGGUGCAUGCAGGGACGUCUGAGGACAACGCAGAGAUCCAACCGCUGGUCGGAUUCGCGCGAGGCCUCGAUCCCGAUGAGAUUUUGGGAAUCGCCCACACGGGAGAACGCCACCCCAUUUACCUUAUUAAGUGGAAGGGAUUGGACAGCCAAGAAGCUGACCUGACAAAUAUUAAUUCACGAUGCGGAUGCGGAUGCAGAUGCAGUGCCUUUCUGCUGUCUUUGUGGUUCCUGGCCCAUGUGGCAGCAGGAUCUUUUACGCCGCCAAGCCCGAACAAGGCAGUGCGGGGCGAGUACUCCUUCUCAGUGGCGUCGAUGAAGCCACUGGUGGAGCUGGAGACAAAGCUAAUCCAAAACCUCGACGACUAUGCAGCAGAAUUGGAGCAAAAGGUGCAGACACUCCGCAGGCACAUUGCGGAGAUGCGAGUGGAGAACGAGCAGGCGCAACGCAAUGUGAUCCGCUAUCUGUCCCAUCCGCUCAGCGCCUUCGCCCUUGUCCGGCGGCUGCACCGCGACUGGACGCAGUGGCGGCAGUACAUUGCGGAGCCGGUGGGCAGGGCGCAGAUGCGGAACUUUGACGCCUGGCGGGUGGCACUGCCCACGCAGAUGGAUCUGCAGGAUGCAUGCAAUGGGAUAGUCCGCAUGCAGGAGGUCUACGGCCUCGAGGAGAAGCACAUCUUCGGGGGACAGCUGGCAGGCGUUCAGUACAACAUUAGCAUGUCCACUGGCGACAUUUACGCUGUGGGCCAGCACUUGUCGAGGACCAAAAACGGCACAGAGGCCAUUCCGUGGCUGCAGGAAGUGCGGCGGCGCCUGAGCAACCAAACGAAGGAGGAGGACCCAAACGAGCCCCUGGUUGUGGACAAAGCCGAGGUCCUGUGGCUGCUGGCCGAGACGUACAUCAAAUCCAAGCACUAUGCAGAGGCCCUGCCCAUCCUGGACAUCGCACUAAAGCACAAGAUCGCCGACGCCGUGUUCCUGCGACGCAGGGAGGAGGUCCAGCUGCUGAUUGCCAAGGAGCCCAGCACCGUCUUGGAUAGCGACAAGCCCAAGGACGAUCCGAAACUGGCUGAAUUCAAGAAGAGAUGCAGUGGCGGGGGAUGCCAAUCCUCGCUGCACUGCUGCUACAACUUUACGACCACGCCCUUCCUGCGCCUGGCGCCCCUCAAAAUGGAGCUGCUGGGGCAGCAUCCCUACGUGGUGGUCUACCACGACGUCCUUGCCGACUCAGAGAUAGCCGGGAUCAUCGGCAUGGCCGAGGAGAGGAUGGCCAGGGCAACGACCAUUGCGCAGCCGAAUCGAACCUCAGCGCCCACCCGCACUGCCAUGGGCGCCUGGCUGAAGCGCUCCAGCAACGCCCUGACGCGGCGCAUCGCCCGGCGAGUGGGCGACAUGAGUGGCUUCCAGCUAGAGGGAUCCGAGCGGAUGCAGGUGAUCAACUAUGGCAUCGGGGGCCACUACAUCACCCACAAGGACUGGCUCGAUAACUUUCCGGCAACGAUGGGCAAUCGUAUAGCCACAGUCCUCUUUUAUCUAACGGACGUGGAGCAGGGUGGCGCCACCAUGUUCAUUAAGGCCAAGCACAAGGUGCUGCCACGGCGAGGCACCGCCCUCUUCUGGUACAACCUUCACACGGACGGAUCGGGCGACUGGUCCACCACGCAUGCCGCCUGCCCCAUCAUCGUGGGCUCCAAGUGGGUGAUGACCCAAUGGAUACGCGAACGUAGCCAGAUCUUCAUCCGGCCCUGCCUGCAACGCACCUCCGCCGAGGAUUAGCCCCCAUUCAACUCCCAUUUGGCACACGGACAAGGAUACGACUGAUACUAACCGCCAAGGGAGGAUACGUUGGAGCAGCGGGCGGGAUAUCCAUAGACAAACAAAUUUCCGGCAUAAUCACUUUAGACACUUAACAAAAACCGACAGCAACCCCCUCCCACCAGCUACCAGCCAUCAGCCAUCACCAUCCUCCGGCUUAAAUGCCUUUUAAAAUGCCAACACGGAAAAAAAUAAAGUGCUGAGUGGUUGAUAGUCGUCGUAGUCGUC